This is a messenger RNA of Eruca vesicaria subsp. sativa (arugula), 240 nucleotides long. The record is from the annotation of a GenBank genome assembly. NCBI's taxonomy places the organism in Eukaryota, Viridiplantae, Streptophyta, Magnoliopsida, Brassicales, Brassicaceae.
AUGGCAUUAUGGUGCAUGUCAGUUCUUCUGAUUCUUGGGUUCCUAUCAAAAUUUGACCUUGGUGAAGCUCAGCUAAGCGAUGAAGCUGCAUUGUUAGCCAUUAAAAGAGAGUUUGGAGUUCCAGGAUGGGGUAGCAAUGGCACAGACUAUUGUACUUGGGAUAGGCUCAAGUGUGGUGGUGCCAACAACUCUUUUGUUGAAAUGCUUGAUCUCUCAGGGCUUCAGCUUAGAGAAGCUUAA